UCAGACAUGCACAUGCUUGACUCCUAACUCAGCACACAAUGGGGUCUAUUUCCGUAACUGCUCUUGGGUUAUCACCCCACUUGCACUGACUCUCUCCCUCUAUCUAUUUCUAACCCUUCCCAACACUGUAACCUACUUCCACACCAUCAUGGCCGACAGAACCAGCCGGUUAGGCGUUCGUAGGAAGGAGAAAGCGCCAGAAACCAAAGCAAAUGAGGAGAAGGACAAGGAAAAGGCCAAAGAGAAGGCUGUAAAAACUCCAGACAAGCUCAGCAAAAAGCAAGAGAACACCCCAGAGCCACAGAGGACCGAGGAGAAAAAGACAAAUGGUGAAAGCGAAGGGGCAACAGGCGCAGCAGGGGCAGCAGCCAAUAACAGUGAGGAUAAUGGAGAGUUUCAGCCCAUAGAGCUGCCACCUUUUGAAAUUGUCACCGGGGAGAGAAUGAGCCCGUUCUACUUCAAGUUUCAGUUCAGGAACGUGGAGUAUUCAUCGGGCAGGAACAAAACGCUCCUGUGUUUCAGAGUGGACACAGCAGGAAGCAACGCAGAGCCCCUGAAAGGCUACAUGGAGGAUGAACAUGCCACAGCCCACGCUGAGGAGGCCUUCUUCCAGGAGGUUCUCCCAAACUCCUCUAAGGAAUAUGACGUGACAUGGUACGUUUCAUCCAGCCCCUGCGUCGCUUGUGCCGCCAAGUUGGCCAACAUCCUCCAGCAGCGCAAGAAGCUGCGCCUCUCCAUAUUCUGCUCCCGUCUCUUUGAAUGGGAGGAGCCGGAGAUCGUGGAAGGCCUGAAGGCCCUGGUGAGGGCCGGCUGCAAGCUGCGGAUGAUGAAGCCCAUUGACUUCCAGCAUGUUUGGGAAAUGUAUGUGGAACAGGAGGGCGAAAGCUUUACACCGUGGGAGGAUUGCCAGGAGAACUAUGAGUACUAUGUGGAGAGAUUGACUGAUAUCCUGAAGUAGAUGAGAGUCCAACCUGACUGAAGCAGCCCGCUUGUGAAAUCAUCACUUUGUUUUUGUUUGUUUUUAUUUCUUUUUCUUCUUUUUUUUUUUUUGCUGUCACAUUUGACACUGCGGAUACAUUUUUAGAUGCGAGCACUAAUGGCAACAUUUUCUACUUCUUAUUUUUUAAAAUUAAUACAUGAAGAUACACGGUUUGUAGAUAAAUAUAUCAAACACGAUACAACGAGUCGCUUUUAAAAGAGCAAAGCAAUGCAAAAUACAUCCAGUCAUGAACCAUUCAAAAUAUUAAAAACAAAACUGGAAGAAGUCA
Poeciliopsis prolifica (blackstripe livebearer) is the source of this 1268-nucleotide messenger RNA. It is a transcript of the gene apobec2b, whose product is annotated as apolipoprotein B mRNA editing enzyme, catalytic polypeptide-like 2b. Gene Ontology annotation, cellular component: cytoplasm; nucleus. Gene Ontology annotation, molecular function: cytidine deaminase activity; RNA binding. Gene Ontology annotation, biological process: cytidine to uridine editing. The transcript has 4 exons. Lineage: Eukaryota; Metazoa; Chordata; Actinopteri; Cyprinodontiformes; Poeciliidae. The record is from RefSeq and is a predicted model, not a curated record. The coding region runs from base 149 to 958 and encodes 269 amino acids.